AUGGAGGCGGGCGCUGCCCUCUCCCCUGCUGGGGGUGCUGCUGGUACUGGUGCCGCUGGUGCUGCUGGAGCUGCUGGAAGUACUACUGGUGCUGCUGGAGCUGCUGGAGGUGCUGCUGGUGCUGGUGCUGCUGGUGCUGCUGGAGCUGCUGGAGGUGUUGCUGGUACUGGUGCUGCUGGAGCUGCAGGAGGUGCUGCUGCUACUGGCGGUGCUGCUGGUGCUGCUGGAGCUGCUGGAGGUGUUGCUGGUGCUGGUGCUGCUGGAGGUGCUGGUGCUGCUGGUGGUGCUGCUGGUGCUGGAGCUGCUGGAGCUGCUGGUCUUGGAGGUGCUCGUACUGGAGCGCGUCCCUCUGCCGUCUCCUCCUGCGUCCUCUCUUCCUGA
Closterium sp. Naga37s-1 is the source of this 381-nucleotide messenger RNA. The record is from the annotation of a GenBank genome assembly. Lineage: Eukaryota; Viridiplantae; Streptophyta; Zygnematophyceae; Desmidiales; Closteriaceae.